This is a messenger RNA of Pocillopora verrucosa, 1079 nucleotides long. Its product is annotated as selenoprotein T2-like. Lineage: Eukaryota; Metazoa; Cnidaria; Anthozoa; Scleractinia; Pocilloporidae. Gene Ontology annotation, molecular function: thioredoxin-disulfide reductase (NADPH) activity. Gene Ontology annotation, cellular component: endoplasmic reticulum membrane. Gene Ontology annotation, biological process: cell redox homeostasis. The record is from RefSeq and is a predicted model, not a curated record.
GGAAGCCGUCUUCAAGAUGGCGUCGAGUGUAUACCUCGUUGCGGCCGUAUUGUCGGUUUUCUCUCUCAUGACCGUGAAAGAAAUCAUAUUUCCCACCAAUGUUCAAGCUUCAAAUCCAGACAAAAUGGACAGAUUACAAAAAGCGGCUGUAUUUACAGGACCAACGAUCAAAUUUUUGUAUUGUUAUUCCUGAGGAUACAGAAAGGUGUUUGAAGAGUAUGCACAAUUCAUUCACCAAAACUUUCCCAAAGUUCGCAUAGAAGGCGACAAUUAUCCCCCACCCCGUCCCCGUCAGAUGUUGGCUAGUGUUCUCAGUCUUGCCAAAUUGGCAGUCAUGGCAAUUGUUCUUCUUGGUGAGCGGUUACAGAUAUGGGAAAGUCUUAAUGUUGACCCACCUCAAGUUUAUAUUUGGGCCACACAGAACAAGAUGUAUGCCUGUAUUCUGAUAUUUUUUGUCACAAACAUGAUUGAAGGGCAGUUAAUAUCCACUGGAGCUUUUGAAGUGUCACUUAAUGAUAUGCCAAUUUGGUCCAAACUUGAGUCUGGUCGCCUUCCAAACCCCAGUGAGCUUCAUCAGAUCAUUGAAAAUCAGCUCAAGUUUAGUCCUAUACAUUAAAUCUUUGGCUUUCAAGAUGAGGACUCCCUGAUUAUGACGUUUGGAGCAAAAAGUGGUUGUGCCACUGGCUCCAAACUGACCCCCUCUGGGAAAAAUCAUUCUUUUGGAAGUCAAUGUUUGAUGACCAGGAGUAAAUAUAUAUGCUGUAUAGUAUUUAAUUCACACAACAAUGGGAAAAAAUUGUAAUUUCUUUUUGAAUUGAUCCUUUGAUAGACCAUCAGAAAGCAAUUGUGUAAAUUAAGUAGCUAGUCUAAUGUAGUACACUGUUCUUUUUCUUUAACAAAAUUAUUUACCUUUCUGUGCAUACAUAUAACUUGUUUAAUCAGGAUUCACCAUUUGAACUACUGGUAAUCUGAUUUGUCUGGCAGUAAGAAGUGCUAUGCCACAAUGCAUUUAGGGUGGGAGGGAUAUGAAUAACUCAAGUAAAUAUGUUUAGAAAUAAUAAUAAAAAAUUUCAAACAUG